AUGCCACCCAAAAAGCAACGUUCAGGAGUCCGUGGUCCCAACUCCGCUCUUACUGAGUUCCUUCGUGUUGAAGGUAUUACAGACGCGUUCAGAGAACGACGCCAGAGGCAAGAAGAAUCACCUUCCUCGACCACUCCAGCGCCAGAAAGCGUACGAUCCAGCUCCGAAGAUGCAUCUCCGGUGGCUCAGACGCGUGUCAGAGGAGUUGUUGAUGAUGAAGAGGAAGAAAUUCGAGCAGCAGGACGGAAGAAACGCAGAAUUGCCAGGUCUAGAGGCGCAAAUGGUUCACCCGGCGAUGAUGGAUCAGAUAGUGGGUCAGAUAGCGAUUUCAAGGCCUCGGAUGUUGAUAAUGACGAUGAUCUGGAUGAAGCUUUCAAGAAAUUUGGCGAGGAGGAUAUUUGUGUAGAGUGUGGCAAUCCGUUUACCUUGACAGUUUAUUCGAGAUAUUUAGAUGAUCUGAAAGGUUAUUUGUGUGAGGAUUGCAACGAGAUACUUAAGAAGAAGGAACGAAACGCUCGCAGGAACCAGUUAAAUGCUCGUAAGAAGCGGAAGAAGCUAGCGCAGGCGCUUUUGGAUAAAAAAACCGUCAGGUUGCCCACUUUACAGGAUGUGUGUAUCAAAGCCAUCACGCAGAAUAUUGGAGACGUAGAGGCACUAGGAGAAAUUGGUCAGUUGAACAUCAACAAGAUUCUGCGGAUUUUGUCGAAGAACAGGUCGCUUAAUGACUCCACAGUGUCUCUAUUCUUGAAUCCUGAAGUUAAGUCGCUCGAAUUCUGGGAUUGUUCCAAUGUUAGCAGCGAUUCUUUCAAUCAGAUCGCUGCCUACUGCUCCAAACUUGAGUCGCUUACCAUUUUCAUGUGUGGCCAGUUUCAUAACGAUAAUUUGGCCUAUUACAAAGAUAAGCUUCCACAAUUGACUAAGCUAUCGUUCAAUGGACCAUUUUUGAUCAGUAACCAGUUUUGGCAGGACUUCUUCGACCAGGCCAAGUGUAACUUGCAAGAGUUUGAAGUCAGAAAUACCCACAGAUUCGGCAACCAGGCACUUAUCUCCUUAUUGGAGAACAGAGGAGCAGGUUUGACAUCCUUGAAGCUCUCUAGAUUAGACGGGUUGGAUUCUGCUUCUGUGUACGAGCUAAUUCCACAGUACCUCACUCCUUCGCUUUUGACAAGCUUGGAGAUUUCAUACCCUUACAAAGAGGAGUUAAUUUCGGAUGAUUUGUUGAUCCACAUUCUAGCCAUUACUGGCGAAUCACUUCGUUACCUCAACGUCGAUGGAUGCACGAAUUUGACAGAUGCUUUUCUAACUGAAGGCAUAGCCAAGUUUUGUCCCAAUCUUGAAGUCUUGUCUAUGAGGAACCUUGACUUGGUCACGGACGAUGGUUUUGUUGAAGCAUUUACUGAGUUUGCGGUGAUAAACACUGGUGGUCUAACGACUGUGGACUUUACAAAGUGUGUAGGAUUGGGAGACAAAGCUGUGAAUGCUCUCUUUGAUCAUUCAGGUGAAACACUAGUGGAGGCAUCGCUUAAUUCGCUUGAUAGGCUCUCUAAGUCAUUUCUUUUGCAAAUCUUGACCGAAGAUACCGCCCAGUGGAAGAAGGAUUUGCAAAACUCCAUAAGAGAUGGUAUUAACGAUUCUAUCCAAACCGAAGAAGAGAAAAAAUACUUCUACAGUAAAGUUUCGCUUCCUCUCUUGACAAAGUUAGACAUUGGGUUUGUCAGAAGUUUUGACGACGAAGUGACAGAAAUCUUCAGUGAAAUGUGUCCUAAACUUACCUACUUGGAGGUUUAUGGUGACAAUAGAUGUACAAGUAAAGCUAAGGUGAGGUCUGACUUGCUUGUCAUUGGCCGCCAGGGUGAUGCUAUUUAA
This is a messenger RNA of Sungouiella intermedia, 1866 nucleotides long. The record is from the annotation of a GenBank genome assembly. NCBI's taxonomy places the organism in Eukaryota, Fungi, Ascomycota, Pichiomycetes, Serinales, Metschnikowiaceae.